AUGAAGGUUCCGAGGCUAGAUAUGGUCCGACUUUCCGCGACGACUAGUUCGUUUGGUCCAAAGUUAGACCACUUGAGAAAUAAAUCCAAAGUUCGGUUAGUCGAUUUUAAUUUCUAACAACCGAAAAAUCAGCAUUUUGGUUUCACUUUUCCUUUUUCUGGUCUUCUAUCAACCUGAGACGAUCAUUUUCUGUUACUAAUUAAAGCCAAUAAGAACCGAAAGAGUUUGGAUCUUAUCUGGAAUGUCAAUUAUUCCUGAAAAAAAAUGCUGUUUCCCAUAAAAUCAUUUUAGAAGCGAUCCGAGCCGUUACAUGAACAUUUGGAUGGGAUCCAGAGUGAAUGACACGAUCGCCGACACCUGGUGGGACGAGGCCGAAGAGUUCGGAACGGCCAACUACCUGGCGGAUCGACAUCUCGAAUGGGUCGGCGUCGCCAGUGCCUACUCAGAUUCACAUCAGCAGUUCAUUGUUGUGGCCACCUACGAAUAA
This is a messenger RNA of Caenorhabditis auriculariae, 487 nucleotides long. Lineage: Eukaryota; Metazoa; Nematoda; Chromadorea; Rhabditida; Rhabditidae. The record is from the annotation of a GenBank genome assembly.